GGAGGGUGAACAGUGGCUCAAGAUGAGACGUGUAUUGAGACAAAGAAUUCUGAAACCAAGAGAUGUGGCCAUUUUUUCAGGAGAAAUCAACCAAGUUAUUGCUGAUUUAAUUAAAAGAAUCUACAUCCUCAAGAGCCAGGCAGAAGAUGGAGAAACUGUGACCAAUGUCAAUGACCUUUUCUUCAAAUAUUCCAUGGAAGGGGUGGCCACCAUCCUUUAUGAGAGCCGCCUGGGCUGCCUGGAGAACAGCGUCCCACAGCCCACCGUGGACUACAUCGAGGCUCUGGGGCUCAUGUUCAGCAUGUUCAAGACCUCCAUGUACGCGGGCGCCAUCCCCAGGUGGCUGCGCCCCUUCAUCCCGAAACCCUGGCGGGAGUUCUGCAGGUCCUGGGACGGACUCUUCAAAUUCAGCCAAAUCCACGUUGACAACAAGCUGAGGGACAUACAGUGCCACAUGGACCGCGGGGAGAGCGUGAGUGGGGGGCUGCUCACAUGCCUCUUCCUCAGUCAGGAGCUGACGCUGGAGGAGAUCUACGCCAACACCACAGAGAUGCUGCUGGCUGGCGUUGACACGACGUCCUUCACCUUAUCCUGGGCAGUGUAUCUCCUCGCGAGGCACCCAGAAGUGCAGCAGACCGUGUACCGGGAGAUCGUUAAGAAUUUGGGGGAAAGGCACGUCCCAACGGCAGCCGACGUCCCCAAAGUCCCACUGGUCAGAGCUCUGCUGAAGGAAACGCUGAGGCUGUUUCCAGUGCUGCCGGGGAAUGGCCGAGUCACCCAGGAAGACCUGGUCAUUGGCGGGUACCUGAUUCCCAAAGGCACCCAGCUGGCCCUCUGCCACUAUGCCACGUCCUAUGCGGAUGAGAACUUCCCUCGGCCCAGGGAGUUCCGGCCGGAGCGCUGGCUGCGGAAGGGAAGCCUGGACCGAGUUGACAACUUUGGGUCCAUCCCCUUUGGGUACGGUGUUCGGAGCUGCAUUGGGCAGAGAAUCGCAGAGCUGGAGAUCCACCUCCUCUUGAUCCAGAUUCUGCAGCCGCCUCCGGGGCAGGCAGAGGCCGCUUCCUACGGAGAGUCGGCCGUGGGGCUUACUGCUCCCCCCGCUCUGGCUGCCUGA
This is a messenger RNA of Leptonychotes weddellii (Weddell seal), 1114 nucleotides long. The record is from RefSeq and is a predicted model, not a curated record. NCBI's taxonomy places the organism in Eukaryota, Metazoa, Chordata, Mammalia, Carnivora, Phocidae.